GUCGCGGUUUUAGUCCCGCCUCCGUUCAGUACUGGGCGGGUCUAAGCACAUCCCAGGGAUGGCUGCUCAGUCCGUGCCAGGAACUGGCGCUACAAGAUAGCGGAUUUAUUUAUCGCUCGGGCGCAUGACUUUCUCCAUGAGGCUGAGGAGUUCGAGCCGCGGCAGUGAGGCAGCCUGGCACUACCGUAACACGUUCUGCCUUCUGAAAAGGCUUACUGCAAGUACAUUGACAUGGAAUUUAGAAGCCAAUAUUCAUCAACCUGAAUAAAGCCAAACAGAGAAGAAUAACGUGGAUCACAAUGGCCAAGUCGAGGCUCUUCUGUUUGCUGGUGGCGUUGGGUUCGGUUUUCAUGAUUCUCUUCAUCAUUGUUUAUUGGGAUAAUGUUGGGACAGUUAAUCUGAAUCUUCACACUUCCUUCAGCAAGUCUCUUCCUCCCGCAGAACUUUCAACUGCUGGUAUGAGAAACAGUUUUGUUUCAGAUGUAGAUGCAUUUUUAAAUAGCUUUCUCAAUUUUAGCACAAGGAGAAGUGAAUUUCAAAGCACAAAAGCAGAAAAAAUUCCACUGCAAGGCCCGAGCAGCCUGGAGGAAAACAUCAGGGGUUAUGAUUGGUCCACCAAAGGAAAAAUAGAGGAUACAAUUCUAGAUCAGGAAAUGAUACAGCAAGAGAGAAAACAGAAUUUGCUACAGUUUUGUGGCAACUCAAGCUUUGGUUUUCCAACAAAGGAACGUUCUUUCGAUGAUAUCCCCAAUCGGGAACUAGAUCACCUCAUAGUAGAUGAUCGUCAUGGUAUUAUUUACUGCUAUGUUCCAAAAGUUGCCUGCACCAAUUGGAAGCGAGUGAUGAUUGUGUUAAGUGAGAGCCUCCUGGAUAAGAAGGGAGUUCCGUAUCAGGAUCCCUUACUAAUUCCUCGUGAGGAUGUCCAUAACACAAGUAGUCACCUAACCUUUAACAAAUUUUGGCGCCGGUAUGGUAAGUUUUCCCGGCAUAUGAUGAAGAUCAAAUUGAAGAAAUACACCAAGUUCCUCUUUGUCCGUGAUCCUUUUGUCCGACUUAUUUCUGCGUUCCGCAGCAAGUUUGAAAUUGAAAAUGAGGAUUUCUACCGCAGCUUUGCAGUGCCUAUUUUGACUCGCUUCUCCAAUAGGACCAGAGUCCCUGAUACGGUUGGAGAAGCGUUUUCCUCUGGCGCAAUGCCAUCGUUCUCUCAGUUUAUACAAUAUCUUCUUGAUCCGCAGACAGAAGAGCAGAAACCAUUCAACGAACAUUGGAGGCAGGUGUAUCGCCUGUGCCACCCGUGUCAGAUUGAAUAUGAUUUUAUUGGCAAGCUGGAAACUCUCGGUGAAGAUGCGGCGUUGCUUUUAAGACAAUUAAACUUAGAUACACUCUUUCAGUUCCCUCCCAGCUACAGAAACAGGACUGCGAGUAGCUGGGAGGAUGACUGGUAUUCAAAACUUCCUGUAGCCUGGAGACAAAAACUGUACAAAUUGUAUGAGGCUGAUUUUGUUCUUUUUGGCUACCCUAAACCAGAAAACCUGUUGAGUGUAUAAAACAGACUUGCCGAAAUACCAAAAAACGAACAAUAGUUUGUUGCCUUCCAUAAAGAUUUCCAGGGUUGGUACAAUUUUAUAAUUUUGUUUGUUUUCUUUCUAUUGGUUUUUGAAGCAUGAGGUAUAGUUUACAGGAAAAGUCAACCUUUUCAGCUGAAUGAAAUUCGGGGUAUCAUAAAGGGGAACUGAAAACACACUUGCUUUGGACAGUGUACUUGUUGUGUUAAGUUGGUACAUUUGUACACCAGCUCUUUGCAAUUGAAUUACAGUGAAACCUCAAUUUUUUUAUCCCUGGAUUUUAAGUUUUCCCUCAUUUUACAUUGUUGUUUUAUGGUCCCAUCUGUAUAUUAUGCAUAAUUAAUUUCCCUGAUUUUACAUUUUCCUGGAUUUUACACCAUUUUUUUCUGGUCCCCUGAAAAAUGUAAAACGGGGGUUUUUCUGUAUGACAUCUGCAUAGUUGUAGUUUCAGCCUAGCAUUUUUUAAAUCUUUCACUCCUAACACACCCAAACAUAUUUGCGAAGUGCAACAGUAAUGUGAUGCCAAAAGGACAAUAUUUAUUUUGUGUGAAUUUGGUACGUGUUUCACCAUUAUGAAACAAGUACUUUUGUUAGGGACAUGUUUUUAAAGGGUUUUAGUUACCCUUUUAAGGUUAAUUUUUUUUUUUAAGUAAAAUUCUCGCUUCUUCUAAAUUCAAUGAUGCUUCUACCGUCCUACAGGAGGUUCUCUCCAAUUCACUCCAUUAGAUUAACCCAAAAGGAAAGUGCUGUUACAUAACAGUCUUCUUACAGCGGCAGGACAUUGAUUUGUAGCAGAAUUUUUAUGACAUUACCUCUUCGGAUCCUUUUUUAUGUUUGUAAAAGAUUUCCCUUGACAUUCUAACUUCUCAGGAGGAGUUCUUUUAAAAUGCUUUUUACUAUAUAUGUAUUAUUUUCUAAAUUAAUAUAUUAUUUAAAGUAUUUAAUAAAAGAACUUGGGUCAAGUAAA
Molecule: messenger RNA, 2532 nt
Organism: Xenopus laevis (African clawed frog)
Lineage: Eukaryota; Metazoa; Chordata; Amphibia; Anura; Pipidae
Gene: chst12.S
Product: carbohydrate (chondroitin 4) sulfotransferase 12 S homeolog
Exons: 2
Coding region: 300-1547 (415 amino acids)
Biological process (GO): proteoglycan biosynthetic process; carbohydrate biosynthetic process
Cellular component (GO): Golgi membrane; membrane
Molecular function (GO): sulfotransferase activity
Source: RefSeq, a predicted model, not a curated record